This is a messenger RNA of Chironomus riparius, 3711 nucleotides long. The record is from the annotation of a GenBank genome assembly. NCBI's taxonomy places the organism in Eukaryota, Metazoa, Arthropoda, Insecta, Diptera, Chironomidae.
AUGGAAUUAUGGAAGUUUGUACUGUUUCUGUGUGCAGUGAAUCUUGUUGCUGCACAACAAAAAUACUACGGAACACAUAUCAGUCGUCUGUCUGAGUUACAUCAUAGUGUAUCUGGUGAUGUAUAUGCUGUUGAUUCUCGGACAUUAUUUAUUAAAUCAUUCAAUUAUGAUGGCGAGGGACCAGCUGCAUACUUUUAUGUUGGCAAUUCUCGAACGCCCAGCAAUACAGGAGGUUUUAGAAUUCGUGAUGAGCGUGGCAGCAGCGGAGUAUUAAAGCGUUAUAGAAAUAAGGACAUUACAUUGACAUUGCCCGAAGGAAAGACACUGAGAGAUGUUAAGUGGUUUUCAGUUUGGUGCGAUGAAUUCUCUGUCGAUUUUGGUAAUGUUGUGAUUCCGAAAAAUCUUGACUUUCCGAGGCCACAGAAAAUUGCUGGGUUAAAUGGCAUCCAUGCUGUUCAUUCCGACAAUAUUGUAAUUGUUGAUGCUCAAACAUUACUGAUUCCCAACUUUUCAUAUGAUGGAGCUGCACCGGACGCAAAAUUCUGGGUUGGUCGUGGUCAAAAACCCUCACCAAGUGGACUUAAAAUCCCUGAUGAAAAUGGCAAAGAAGUUCCACUGAGACGCUACGACAGAAAAACAAUCGUUUUAACUUUACCCGGCGACUUAACAGUCUUUGAUAUCGGACAUUUCGGAGUUUGGUGUGAAGCUUUCACGGUAGAUUUCGGGCAUGUACGCGUUCCGGAGAAAAUCAAUGUACCGCCAUCAUUAAAGAUGUUAGGAAUAAGUCCACAGUCAAAACUCAACUGUGAGGUCUUGCACGAUGAUUUAGCAUUCGAAGUUCGAUGGGCUGUUGCUGGCGAAAGUAUUGUGAUUCAAUUAGUGGCAAAACUUGAUGAUAAUGAAUAUAUGUCAUUUGGUGUAUCGCCUGACACACAGAAUAGUAUCAUGGUUGGAGGUGACGUAGUUGUUGCGUGGGUAAAUCGUGGAAAUGGAAAAGGAUAUGCACAAGAUUACUUCUUGGAUGCUAAAUCACAAUGUUCAGGAAAUCGUGGGUCAUGUCCGGAUACAAGAUUAAAUGAGAAUACAAACUCAAUUCGCCUGUUGAAUGCAGCAAUCGUGAAUGAUUACUCAAUUGUGACAUAUCAACGUCCACUUAAGGCUGCUGAUUCCUUUGAUCGUCCAAUUCUUACUAAUGGAUCUCAAGCAAUUAUUUGGGCUAUUGGUCCAUUGAACCAACGAUUUGAGGUUUCAUAUCAUUCACAAUACUUGAAGAAAAAUAAACUCAUUGAUUUUGGACGUCAACCAUUCUGGAACUGCCCAAUUCCUGAUGGAGAUGUAAAACCAUUUUUGACUGACACAGGAAGUGAAAAAACACGUCCACAAACACAAAAAUUGAAUCAAAAUCAAACAAACAACAGGAAACCAGUCGGAAGUCAAGACAGAGUUGACACUCCACCUCGUCGCCAACCAACACCAACACAGCCUGCAAAACCAGUAAUCACAACACAACGUCCAGUUCCAACACCAAAAGCCGCAUCAAAGAAAGAUGCGUGGGAAAUUCCUCCAAUUCAAUGUCACGAACCUGAGGAUGGAGUAUUUUAUGCACAAAUGGGACCUACUGGUGGAAAACGAGGAUAUCCAGCAAUCACAGGACAUGUCGGUUGGGGUAUCUCUUGGUACAUCAAUGGCCUCUUGAUCCCUGAAAUCAAUGUUGUAAGAGGAAAGACCUAUACUUUUGUUGUUGAAGGAGGAAACAACCCAGAUGUGCCUGCAAACUACCAUCCAUUUUACAUUACUGACGAUCCUGUUGGAGGUUAUGAGUACAAGACAAACGAGGAACGUGAAAAAAUAAAAAUAUUCGCGGGUGUUCAACGUGCUCGAGGCAAUGGCAAAGUAACUCCAUCAGGCGUUGGAAGAAUUUGUAAUUGGACACCAGAUCUCAAAGGACCAAUAGCUGACGAAUAUCCAAGCUUUGGUGCAUAUCAAAGAAGUCUUACAUUGAAGUGCGAUGAGGGAGAACCAGGAAUUAUCACAUGGACACCAGAUAAGAACACACCAGACACAGUCUAUUAUCAAUGCUUUACACAUCGUCAUCUUGGAUGGAAAAUUAAUGUCGUUGAUGGAUGUGAUGGUGAAGUACAAGCAAGUGAACGAAAGGAAAUCAUAAUUGAAGAUUUUGAAGCAGAACCAUCGAUAAGGCACGAAUCUAAAGUCUACCCAAGUGACAAUUUUUUAAAGCAGCACGAAAAGGAUUUAAUCAAACAUCAUAAUAUGAAUGAAGCACCACCGAAAAGCAUUAAUGGAACGGAAAUCCCAAAUGAAUUGAGUAAGCUGAUUGCUGAAGGAAUCAAGACUGCAGAAGCAUUGGAGGCACAACUCGCAAAGGAUCAAAAAGUAAAUAAGACUAGAUUUGAUGGUGAUGUGCUGAAUCAUGAACAAAAAAUUCCACCAACAGAAAUAAAGCAUCAUAAUCUCAGAAGACCAGUUCCACCUUUGGGUCCACUUCCUCAACUAUCUCCUCGUCCACACUAUUCAUCAUCUCAAAUUCCAAUUUAUUUAAGACCACCACAAUCACAGCUUUAUCAGACAUACCGUCCAUUAAAAGUUCCAAUCUCAAUGCAGCAAGGACGUCGUCCAUUACCAGUUCCAGUUCCUAUGUCAGUUGAGAAGAAUCAUCAUCGCAAUCAAUAUUUACUUCCACAACAAUCUAUUCAAAUUAAUCAUUAUAGAAAACCAGUUCCACAUAUGAGCAAUGUUCCACAUUUUGGAAAUAGAAACUACAAUAAGGGUAAAUUACCUCCACCACCUCCUCAACAUCAACCAAUCUCUUCAGGUCCACCAAAACCAGUUUUACUUCUUGGUGAGCCAACAGAAAUUAAGCCAUUUUAUAAAGGAUCUGAUGUUGUCGUAGGAAAACCAUCUAAAGGACAAAUUGAGUUGCAAACAGCAUUUAAGAAUAAGAAGAUUAAUGAGCAAUAUUUAAUUAAAGGAGGCAACAGAAAGCCAGAGAAAGCACCAGCAAGAUCUCCUUUCAAAGAGCCAUUUCAGGCAAAAAAUGAGUCACGACAAAUUGCUGAUUUAGCCACAAAUUCAGGAUUUAAGGCUGAUUCAAUAAUUGUAGAAAGUGGAUUCCGUCCAAUAUUCAGACGUGAAGAUGUCGAGAUUCUUAAUGAUGAUGAUGCAUCCUUAGAAUAUGAAAAUGACAAUGACAAAGUUUCAUUCACAAUUCCAAGCAUAUCAAGAAGAAGUGAUUCCGAUUUUCAUGAUGUAUACGAAGGAGAAGGUCAGUUUAUACAAGGUGAUCCACAAAGCUUCGAGCCAAUGUUUAUUCCAUCACCAGAAGAUGUAGUUGCAUUGCCUCUUGUAAAUUCAUCAUCAUCAAAUGAUCCAACUGACAUUAUGAUUGCUGAAGCGAGUGAUCGACAAGGUGUCUUAUACUUACCACCCCAUGAAGUCAAGAGAUCAGCAGUCCUUGAUCCAUUAGACUUGAAAGAUCCACUUCCUGCUGAGACGUUCCAAAAGCUUUCAUCAAAAACGAAAAAAUUCAUCCAAGAUAAUCCACAAUUUGUACCAUAUUCAGGCGAGUUGCCACGAGAUUUAAUGCUUCAGGUAUAUCGUGAUUCAUCCAUAAGUAAUCGAGAGAAGGGCCAAAAUCUUUCUGUUAUAUCGACUAAGUUAUCAGCUGUUAAUUCAAAUAUUGACACCAUUUGA